AGUGUUACUAUACGCCGCCGUUGUACGUGCCCACCAGCAGCUACGUACCGCUACAAUACGACUGCCGACUGAGCUGCAUAUCGACGCCAACUAGUUUUCCGUACGCACACGGCGACCGCGACCGGCGACGUCAAUCGCACGGCCACCACGACCGCGUACAGCCGUUUCUCUACGUUUCGCCGAGCACACCGACUGGUACGGUUUUCCAGCUCUUUCUCCGCACGCCGCCGACGAGUUCUCCGGUCGUCGCGUAGCUUUUCGCACACAGCGAACACACACACGGCCAUCACCGCAGUAAUACCUACAUCAUGACGACCGACGAAUGGGGAUACGAAGAGUUUAACGGACCAAUGGUCUGGCCAAAAUUAUUUCCACAAGCCGGUGGUUUAUUACAAUCACCAGUUAACAUUGAAACUUCGAAGUCUACCAACGACAUGACCCUAAAGUGCAAACCUUUGUAUUGGAAUUACUGCCCUGAAAUGUGCACAAAAAUUAUCAACACCGGGUAUGGUUGGAAAGUGGAUGCUACCGGUGGUGAAGGAUCAGAACUCUCUGGUGGUCCAUUGGGACAUAAGUACAAAUUGGAACAGUUUCAUUGCCACUGGGGAUGUACUAGCUCCAAGGGAUCAGAACACACUGUUGAUGGAAUGCCUUAUGCGGGCGAGUUACACCUUGUCCACUGGAAUUGUGAUAAAUACAAUUCGUUUUCUGAAGCCAUUGCACAUCCAGAUGGUUUGGCUGUGCUUGGAGUGUUCUUACAGGCUGGAACCGAAUCUCACGAUGAAUUGGAAAAAAUUGUGUCAUUGAUUCCACAGGUUGCCUUACGAAACCAAACUGCUGAAAUAACCAAUUCCAUAAAUCCGAAAAAUUUGUUGCCUGAGGACGUAACUUACUGGACAUAUCAUGGUUCACUGACCACUCCACCAUGUUCAGAAUGUGUUACAUGGAUUAUGUUCAAGAGCCCCUUAGAAGUCUCCGAAAAACAACUGAACGCGUUCAGAAGCAUGAGGACAUGGACACCCGAAGAAUGUUGCUCGGAAGCGCACGGAGGACCUCAGCUGGUCAACAACUACAGGCCGCCACUGCCACUUGGAAACAGAGUGCUUAGAGAAUGCGGUGCCAUGUGAGACGAACACGUUGGACAAGCAUAUUAUUAUAUUUUGUAUUUAUUGUCUGAUUAAAUUAUUGGCCGCCAUCGCCAAACACAUUUGAUCGACGACCUCAGCAAGAAACCACCGCCAUCACCAGCACCAGAAGCUAACGUAUACGGAAUGAUUUAUUUAAAAAAAUGUUUUUCCUUUUUUUACGCGUUUCUAAAUAUAAUAUAAUAUUAUAAUAAUAUGCACAAUCGACGAACGUCAUUAUUUUUAUGAUUAUUAUUAUUAUUAUAUUA
Molecule: messenger RNA, 1393 nt
Organism: Rhopalosiphum maidis (corn leaf aphid)
Lineage: Eukaryota; Metazoa; Arthropoda; Insecta; Hemiptera; Aphididae
Gene: CAH1
Product: carbonic anhydrase 2
Exons: 8
Coding region: 309-1127 (272 amino acids)
Cellular component (GO): cytoplasm
Molecular function (GO): carbonate dehydratase activity; zinc ion binding
Source: RefSeq, a predicted model, not a curated record